Archocentrus centrarchus (flier cichlid) is the source of this 2241-nucleotide messenger RNA. It is a transcript of the gene cnr2, whose product is annotated as cannabinoid receptor 2. The coding region runs from base 104 to 1261 and encodes 385 amino acids. The record is from RefSeq and is a predicted model, not a curated record. Gene Ontology annotation, biological process: G protein-coupled receptor signaling pathway. The transcript is spliced from 3 exons. Gene Ontology annotation, cellular component: membrane. NCBI's taxonomy places the organism in Eukaryota, Metazoa, Chordata, Actinopteri, Cichliformes, Cichlidae. Gene Ontology annotation, molecular function: cannabinoid receptor activity.
UGCUGCUUCAGAUCUGUGGCUGAGAGGCAGGAAAUCAGAUCUUUUCACAGUUUGUCAAGCAAGAAGAUAAGAGUAGGCAGUAGACCAGAACGUUACAGCUGGAAUGGCAGAGUGCACAGCUCCUACUUCUGUAGAACCUGCACAAACCAAAGGCAAUGGCUCAUCACCAACAGAUAAUGAGUCCUUUUGGAAUCUGACAUGCUACAUGGUCCUGUCUAAAGCAGAGGAGACAGCCAUCGGCUCCAUCUGUUUCCUGGCAGGCCCUAUCACACUGCUGGAAAAUGCUCUUGUGCUGGCGGUGAUUGCCUCCACAGUCACCUUGCGAAAGCGGCCGUCCUAUCUGUUCAUUGGCAGCCUUGCUCUGGCUGAUGUCUUUGCCAGUUGUUUCUUCACCACAAGCUUCCUACACUUUCACCUCUUUCGUCACGACGAUGGCCCGACUGCCUAUCUCUUCAAGUUGGGCGGUGUCACCAUGGCCUUCACCAGUUCAGUGGGGAGUUUACUGCUGACUGCUCUGGACCGCUACCUUUGCAUCCACCGGGCCUCCAGCUACAAGGUGCUGCUGACACGCCACAGAGCUCUGCUGAGCCUUCUGAUUCUUUGGAGUGUAACCAUCUUUCUCUCCUUCUUGCCUCUGAUGGGCUGGAGGUGUCCCACAGGCCUUAAUCCACCUUGCUCGCGCUUGUUUCCCUACAUCAAUAAGCACUAUCUGGCCUGCUGGACCAGCUUCAUCCUGGUGCUUCUGGCUCUCAUUCUGGGAGCUUAUUCUCUCAUCCUGUGGAAGGCCCACCGCCAUGUAUCGUCAAUGACCAGCCUCCACGGAGCAGCAGGAAAAGGUCACGCUCGCAUGAGGAUGGACAUCCGGUUGGCUCGCACCUUUGGCCUCAUUUUGCUCAUACUGGUGGGCUGCUGGCUUCCUGUACUUUCUUUCAUGUUAGUAGAUGUCUCAGAGAUCCUGACCCGUUCCCAACAGAGGGCAUUUGCCUUCUGUAGCACCCUCUGUCUGGUCAACUCUGCAGUCAACCCACUGCUGUAUGCCCUGCGCUGUCGAGAGCUAAGACUUGCUCUGUUGCGGCUGCUACAAAGGCUGUGUGGGAAGGGAAGAUGUAAAAAAUCUACAGAAGACUCAAGCAAUGGACUGCCCUCUGCAGAAGACAACUGUACUGCCGUCUCUGAGGAUGAGGUGCCCAAGCCCAGAACCGCUCGACUUGACUCCAUUUCAGAAAUGGUGAACAAUCACCAGCUGAACAUGAGAGAGUGAAGGAAGAUGAACAUUAAAAUAAAAGCAAUACAGUUUGUGAAAAGCUUGUUUCAUGGCAGCUUUUAGCUUGUAGUGAAGAAGGGGAACGCAGUGUAAAAACAGUUCAACACCAUCACUGUAGAUUAGGAAUAAAAUCUGUCCAUUAAUGAAAAGGAACUUAUUGCUUUUAAAACUGUAAUUAUAAGUAAACACCACAUGUUAACAAUGCUUGCAGAAACCCUGGGAAUUACUAUGUGACCUAUGCAUUACUUUAAUUAUAAGAGAUUAUUAAGUAUAUAGUUAAGUAUUAACCUUUAAUGUUAUUACCAAUUUAUGUGGUUAACAUUUGAUGAGCUAGUUACACAGAGGACACAAAGAGCUUUAUUUUUUCAGCAUUUUGCAAUAAGUGCACCAGGAUGAUUCGAAUGAAUAUAAAUCUCUCUGCACUCAUUUAGACUAAGAAAAUUGUUUAGUCUGAAUGUAUGUUAGCUUUAUUGAAGUGAGAUUAUUCAUUGCCAUUGGCCUCUAUGUCUCCAACCUCACUACUUUAGCACUCUAUGAAAUACUGUGUCCCGUGAACUGAACUGCUGACUUUUGGGCUCACCACACGAUAGAAAAGAGGAUUUGUUGUUAGCAUGCUUCUUUAUUUUUGAGUGUAUGCCCCCUGAGAAUGCAGGAACAGAGGACGCAGUGGGUCGCCUGUCCUAUCUGCACAUGAAUGCCAGGACUCCACAAAAGCAUCAUGCAGAAUUUCACACAAUGGUCACCACAUGAAUCCAAGCAGCGUGCCGAGGUGAAUGGAGCACAUGUUAGGAAGAGACACUAGAACAGUCUUUGCAAUUGUAAAAACUGGCAUCUGCAGCAGAGCCCGCACUGCUGCGCUCACAGUGACACAGGGUAACAGAAAUAGAUCAUCAGAACCACCACUUAUUAAUUUAAGGUCAUUGGAAAUGCUUUAGAACACCUGUUUCAUCCAUCAUUUGUAUUUAUUAAAAGUAACA